Molecule: messenger RNA, 186 nt
Organism: Dovyalis caffra
Lineage: Eukaryota; Viridiplantae; Streptophyta; Magnoliopsida; Malpighiales; Salicaceae
Source: the annotation of a GenBank genome assembly
UGUGAGGGUGAGGAUGACCAAAACGAGAGUGCCAAGUUGCAAAUGGAACACUUCGGCUUAGGAAUGCCUCGCUUGUGUGGAGACAUUAACAGGGCAUUAGAACCACCAUCAACAAACUCCUAUUGUGAAAGCGAACAAAUGGACACCAAUAUCUCUAGAUUAAGAACUGAUAUUGAAGCCCGUUAG